Molecule: messenger RNA, 1854 nt
Organism: Dioscorea cayenensis subsp. rotundata (Guinea yam)
Lineage: Eukaryota; Viridiplantae; Streptophyta; Magnoliopsida; Dioscoreales; Dioscoreaceae
Product: probable inactive receptor-like protein kinase At3g56050
Exons: 9
Coding region: 1-1854 (617 amino acids)
Biological process (GO): protein phosphorylation
Molecular function (GO): ATP binding; protein kinase activity; protein binding
Source: RefSeq, a predicted model, not a curated record
AUGUGGACUUUGAUACUGUUCAUUUGCUUUUUGUGUCAAAUUUUAAAUCAUGUAUCUGCUGUCAAUGAUGAAGGAAUGGCUUUGUUGAAGUUUAAAGAGAGUGUAGAGAUUGAUCCUUUUGAUGCUCUGUUGAAUUGGGAUGUAAAUGAUAUUGAUCCUUGUUCUUGGUUUGGUGUUGAAUGUUCUAAAGACUGCAAAGUUGAAUCACUCAAUUUGAGAGAUCUUCUUCUUGAAGGGACACUUAGUCCUGAUCUUGGAAAGCUAAUUAACAUCAAGUAUAUUGUGCUAGAGAACAAUUCUUUUUCUGGAACUGUUCCCAGAGAAAUAGGAAAUUUGAAUAAACUUCAAGUGUUGAAUUUGGGAUUCAAUAAUCUCAGAGGAACAUUGCCUUCUCUGUUAGACAGCAUUUCAACUCUAGAAAUACUUAUACUGAAAGGCAACAAGAUUACAACCAAUGCAUUAAGGCUUCGAUUUAAUGAAGAUCAUUCAGGUUCAAAAUUUCAACAUUUAAUCAAACAUAUACAAGCUAAACAUCAUCAUAAAGGAGGAACUCAUGGCAAGGUACACCAACCUCCUUCUCCAUCUCCAUCUCCAUCUCCAUCUCCAUCUCCCUCUCCUUUUCCCUCUCCUGGUCCAUUUGAAAGACCAACACAUUCUCCAUCACCUUCAAUAAGUACUGAUUCUAUGCCCACUUUACUGGUUCCUUUGCCUGUGGAACAUCCUUCUAAGCCUCAUCACAAGCAUUUGGCUGCCUUGAUCAUCUGUAUAUCAGUUGCAGGAGUGGUGGUUUUAUUUCUGCUAGCCAUUUUAGCUUUUUAUGUUUAUCAUGGCCGAGCGAAAAGGGUUGUGACGGUUGUCUCUGAAAAGGCAUGGAAGACGGGUUUAAGCUGUCAAUUACAGAAGGCAUUUGUCACAGGUGUGUCGUCACUCAAACGAGAGGAGAUUGAAAAUGCUUGUGAAGAUUUCAGCAAUAUUCUCGGUUCUUUACCAGAUUGUACAUUGUACAAAGGGAGACUGUCUAGUGGAAUUGAAAUAGCAGUCACAGAUGUUGCGACUAAAUCAAGCGAAGAUUGGUCGUGUGUACAUGAAGCUCGAUUCAGGCAGAAGAUCACAAUGUUGUCCACAGUGAACCAUAAGAAUUUCAUCAAUCUGCUUGGAUUCUGCGACGAAAGCAGUCCUUUCACUAGGAUGAUGGUCUUUGAAUAUGCUGCCAAUGGAACACUUUAUGAACAUCUUCAUGGUAAAGAAGCAGAACCAUUGGAUUGGGAAGCACGAAUGCGGAUAGCCAUGGGAAUAGCAUACUGCCUUGAGCAUAUGAUCCACAAAGUUAAACCUCCCCUGAUUCUUAGAAAUUUGGAUUCAUCGUCUGUUUAUCUUACAGAAGAUUUUGCUGCAAAGGUUUCAGAUAAUGGGUACUUUUCAGCUGCAGUUUCUGAAAAUUCAGGUGUCUUGAAUGCACAAUUAACUAAACAAGAAGACAUUGUAUUAAAAUUUGGAGUUCUACUACUGGAAAUAAUGUCGGGACAGCUUCCAUUUUCUGGGGAUGCUGGCCUGCUUGUGACCUGGGCAUCAAGUUUCCCACAGGGAAUGACAUCGUUCAAAGAUUUUGUCGAUCCAAUGCUUGAACCUCCUCGUGAUGAGUAUUUGACUGCAAUUUGCAGGGUGGUUCUGUCAUGCAUUAGGAGAGACCCGGAAACAAGGCCAACAAUGGCUGAGAUCGCCGGCAAGUUGAGAGAGAUCACCGGAAUUUCUCCCAGUGCAGCUGCACCGAGUAUCCUCCCAUUGUGGUGGGCUGUGCUCCAGGCCUUGUCUACUGAUUUUGAGAGUGAUCAUACAGAAUUGAUAGAAUUAUAA